ACAAAAGUCACAUGUUUUCAAGGCAACACAUUUAAGAAAUGUAUCAACAGAGAGUCCUACAUCAUUUCUCCAUGUUCAGCUAACAUGAAGAACCAAAAGAUGUCAAAGGCUGCAAGCAUAGCACACAGGAAGCGUUUGCAAGGUGUGCCUUUUGCAACAAAACUAUCGCCAGGGUCCCACCGGAUUGCAGAAACGUCAGAUCUUCACAAAUGCAAGACGGUUAGGCUCAGUGGUCACACACUUAAGCCUGAGCUAGCUGGCCUAAUCGAAAAGACAUUGCAGGAAGCUGAUGUUUCGGGCACAGAGAAAGGCGCACAAAGGACAGAAGAAGACCUUAGCUGUCUUAAAGAGAUCAAGAAGAAAGUGUAUGACAAUAAAAAGGAUAAAGAAAGUGGUCGUGAGCAAGAUGAAUCUGUUAAAGUGGAAAUCAGUGAAAAAACGAAAGCAAAGUCAGAUGCUGAAAUGGAAGACGUUCUUCUGGAGAUGAAGGCAAACUUGUCAUUUGUGGAGAUUGAUUUGAGAGAUAGAGUCGAAGAGAAAACUGAAGAAAUCUUGACAGAGGAGAAGCAGCAUGAAAAGGAAGAGGAAUCUCCUGAAACGCUACCUGAAAGCAGCUGGCUGUGUUGUUUCCCCAUCUGGACGAGGCAGAAGAAGCGGAAGGAAAAACAGGAGUAGCCACAAAAUGGACUCCAGCUUUUUAGAAUACAAGGCCCAAUAUGAAAUGGAAGGAAGACCAGUGCGGAAUGGUCAGCUGAUGAAUAGGCGAUGAAUAAACUCAAAUUCAGAACUAGA
Messenger RNA from Podarcis raffonei (Aeolian wall lizard), 792 nucleotides. Its product is annotated as probable ATP-dependent RNA helicase ddx47. The record is from RefSeq and is a predicted model, not a curated record. Bases 85 to 675 code for a protein of 196 amino acids. Lineage: Eukaryota; Metazoa; Chordata; Lepidosauria; Squamata; Lacertidae. The transcript is spliced from 8 exons.